UUUGGAUUUUUUUUCAAUUUAUUCUUUAUUCCAGAUUUAGUUCUAAUUUAUCCUAUAUAGAAUCAUAAAUCACUCGACAAAUUUCAUUUCUAUAAUACUUUCGUGGAGAACAUUUGUCCUGCUGCCAUUACAUUUCAAAAGUAUUUGCGUUGACACUGUUUGCAGAAGAAUCAUAUUUUUUAUUUCGGUAUUUGGUAUAAAUAAGUGAGAGGGAAACUUCAGCAAUGGGCAAAGAAACAAAACCUGAAUCGGAGAAGUCGACCACAGGAGAGAGCAUUGAUGAAGAAGUCAAGAAGAAGAAGAAAACCAAGAAGCACAAGAAAAGGAAAAGAGAAGACAAUGGUGAUGAAAAAGGAUACAAAAAGAAGAAAAAGUCCAAAAAGGAAAAACACAAAAGCCCCAAACCCGAGCCCGAAAGCGAGACCUCUCUCUCAGACGUUGAGGAACUGAUCAAAAAGUCAAAGCAAUGUAAAGCUUCGUUGAAGCACGGCUCCCUACAUUCGCCGCUCUCCGAUUCCUUCGGCUCUGGCUCCGUGAAAACCAAAAACGGUGACGCAUCUGCAAAACCUAGAAGUAGUAGUCGAAACAAUCACUCAAAAAGAUCCAUCGACAAAGAUGACGCUUUAGAAAUUAUAUCUUCGAAUUCGGAGACAGAAAACUAUCAGGAAGAUUGUGCUAGUCCAGAGUUGACUAUGAUUGAAGAUGAUUUGAAUUUGGAAGAGCUCAUGAAGCAGAAAGAGCUUCUGCAAGCUCGUUUGGUUGCUUAUUUUUCAGACAAAAGUGAUGAUGAAAGUUUCAGAGACUCUAAACAUAAGACUGACGGAUCCUUUAAUGAUAGGUCACCGUCGUACAGGCGGCAUAAGGACCGGGAGGAAUCGAAACGGAGCAGCAAACACAAAACCAGUAAAGAUAGGUCUUCGGAGCGUGAUAAGUACAAGGUGAAACGGCCGGAGGAAGAUCUGCGGGAAAUCAUAAACAGGGAGAAUCGAAAAGAAAUGGAGAAGAGGUUAGAGGAGCGAGAAUAUAGGGAGAGGAAAGAGAGGGAACGUCGUAAGUUGCAGGAGGCGGAGCGAGAGCGGGAGCGUGAGCGGGAGCGGGAGCGGGAGCGUGAGCGGGAGCGGGAAAAGAAACGGGAGAGGGAGAUCCGGGAGCGCGAGCGGGAGAGAGAGAGAGGAAGGGAGCGGGAGAGAGAGCGCAGGUCUUCGGAACUAAGGCGUAGAGAGCGGGAUAUGGCGCGGCAUCGAAGAUCCAGAGACCGGUCGGUGACGCGUAGGGACCGCCGGUUCUCCGACCGAGACCGCCGGUCGAUGGACCGUGGCCGAGAUCGGUACAGAGACCGGUCGCGGGACCGAAUCGGUAGGGGCGACCGGGACAGACGGCAGGACUCUACCAACGAGGUGGCCCAGAUAGUGCCGAGCUCCAGCGAUGAGGAGCUGGACAUCUCCGUCAACACUGAUGAUGACGAAGAGACGGAGCAGCAGAUCAUCGAGCGGCGGCGCCAGGAGAGGGAACAACUCAUGAAGAGACUAGGCGGUGACAAACAGAAUGCCAAUCAGGUGCAACAGAACCCCGUGCCAAUACCGCAGACCGAGUCUGCCACCACCAAGGGCUCACUCACUCCAGAAAUAAAGGUUUUCCGGGACACUCAGCCAGAAAAGAAGAUCGGAUCGCCUCCCAAAGAGCAGACGAGCGAAGCACUCAUAAAGAACAUAGAGAACGAAUCAAAGACAACCAUAAAGCUGGAGAAAUCCAAUAAAGGCAGUGAAUGGGACAUGUUCGCUGAUCAAGACAACUACAGUGUUGAUACUCCCACAGCUGGCAAACCGAAUAGCAAAACCGCUUUAGAGAAUCCAUCGCUUACAGACAAUUGGGAUGACGCCGAGGGCUACUAUAGGGUACGCAUCGGCGAGACGCUCGACAACCGGUACAGCGUGUACGGGUACACCGGGCAAGGCGUGUUCUCGAAUGUUGUGCGCGCGCGCGACCAGACGCGCAACAACACAGACGUCGCGGUCAAGAUCAUACGCAACAACGAGAUCAUGCACAAGACGGGUCUCCGUGAGCUGGAGAUCCUGAAGCGGCUUAACGACGCGGAUCCCGACGACAAGUUCCACUGCUUGCGGCUCUUCCGGCACUUCUUCCACAAGCGGCACUUGUGCAUGGUGCUCGAGCCCUUGUCUAUGAAUCUGCGAGAAGUCCUCAAGAAAUACGGCAAGAACAGCGGCAUUCACAUCAAGGCGGUGCGCUCCUACACUCAGCAGAUGCUGCUCGCGCUCAAACUGCUCAAGAAGACCGGGAUACUGCACGCUGACAUAAAGCCCGACAACAUCCUGGUGAAUGAUAGCAAGCUGAUGCUCAAACUCUGCGACUUCGGUGCAGCCUCACACGUCACAGACAACGAAAUCACCCCCUACCUAGUCUCCCGUUUCUACCGAGCUCCAGAAAUCAUCAUGGGGGUUCCCUAUGACCACGGCAUAGACAUGUGGUCCACGGCCUGCACAAUAUACGAACUGUCCACAGGAAAGAUCAUGUUCAGUGGCAAAUCCAACAACGAAAUGCUCAAGUAUUUCAUGGACCUCAAAGGAAAGUUCCCGAACAAAAUCAUAAAGAAAGGACAUUUCAAGGAGCAGCACUUCGAUACCAAUUGCAACUUCUUAUACCAUGAACUGGACAAAAUUACUGAAAGGGAAAAAAUUGUCAUCAUGUCCAGUAUAAAGCCGACAAGAGAUUUACAGACCGAACUAGCGCCGCCCCACCACCGACUACCGCCGGCCGAAGCCAAGAAGAUAUCGCAGCUGAAGGACCUUCUAGAACGAAUGUUAAUGCUGGACCCAGCCAAGCGGGCGUCCGUCAACCACUGCUUAGCCCAUCCCUUUAUACAAGAGAAGAUUUAGAUCAAAUCUAAUCUAAUCACAACAUUUCCUCCGCGAUUGUUUAGAGAUUCCAUUACAUAUUAAGAUGUCAAUACAAACGUACCUUUUUAUGACAGUUUUCACUCUUUGUGUGACGUCACAAACUUAUAGAGAUGCUAACCUAACACCGUUCCUUUUCUGUUUUAGGGCAUCAAUUUAAAACCAGGUUUUAUAUAGCGUUAAUUUGGUUCCUCUAUAAAAAGAAGUACUUUCACUUGAUUUAGAAACUACAAAAUUUUGACGUCACAAAUUAUAGUCUAGCAAAAUUAUUUUGACAUUUACACGUAUUCCACAUCGCCUGCGCCGAUUUUGGGGAGAUCCCGUGGAGGUUAGUUGAAUAGAAAGCAUGUUCUGUUAUAAUGGCAUAUAUUUAUUGACGUCAGUGAACAAAUCAGGUGUUAUUUUGUGUUCUAAAGUGCAAUGAAGUAACAAAUAUAAAAGGUUUGGUUGCCAUUUAUUUAAUUAGAUCAAAAUUAACAAAUUAAAUUAUUGCGGCGCGUGCGAUGCAGACAUUCACAGAAAGAAACAAAAGCUGUCAUAGAAACAAUCGUUUUUCCGUUUCAUUACAUUAUAGGUGUUAUGUGUGUUGUUAAAAGUAUCAAAAUGAAGCAUUCUAAAAUUGUUGAGGCUGGAAUUUCGGGUCACUGACCGAAAUCACAAAUCUGUACAUAAAUGUUUACACUGGUAGUUCAUAAGGCAACGAGUUGUGCUCAUUAGCAUGAUCAGCAUUGUUGACAGCACUGCGAAACGUAGGCCUCUGUACCCCAAGCACGGACAACUCGUAAUUCUAGAGCUGUACAUAUACAGGGUGAUUUUGUUAUCAGUUCGUUCGUUCGUUUCAGCCAAAUGACGUCCACUGCUGGACAAAGGCCUCCCCCAAGGUUUUCCACAAUGAACGGUCCUGCACUGCCCGUUAUCAGUAUCCAAAUGUUUUUAAUAAGUUCUAUAGAACAAUAUAACAAUACAACUUUCUUAAUUAUUCUUAAUCGCGGUAUUUUUCGCGAAAAAAAUUAUUGAAAAUUUAAUUCGCGGGUGCCCAUAUCUUAAUUUUUAAAGUUUAAGACUUAUUUUCGCGUACCAUUGUCUAUUAAUCUUUGUAGUUAACUGUGUAUACGUAUUUUUCAAUGAACGAAGCAAAUUAUCCACGCAGCGGAUAGAAAUAAUUAAAUACGAAAACAUAAAAAUGAUUUCUUUACGUAAAUCGAUUAAGUUACUGAUUCCGAGUCGCUCCUAAAAAAUAGGAUAAUGAUGACAAAAUCAACCUGUAGUUGUCAUGAUAACUACUGCCCUACUAUUAUGAGAGUUGUUCGAUUAUGCUUGGUAGACUGGCACUUUGGCUGGAGAAACUAACGCACUCAGCUAGUGUGAUGAUGAAGAUAAUUUCAUACAAUUUGAGUUUUUGUCAUGCGUAGGACCAUGCUACCACUCACACAAAAUACGCUGGCGUUUGUCAUUUGUAUAAAAACUUCACGUCGUACGCACUCUGCUGUGUGCCGGAAACUUUAAACUUAGUAGCGUACCUAAUAAAUUGAUAUUUCGUCGAAGCUUGUAGAUUGUAGAUAUUUCAAAUUGAUGUGAUAAUAAUUAGUUCAUAUUAAUCAUAUUUUGUUUAAUGAAUUUUAUAAAUGUGAAAUUAUAACAUACUAUCUUUCCGCCCGCGGCUUCGCCC
This is a messenger RNA of Ostrinia furnacalis (Asian corn borer), 4581 nucleotides long. It is a transcript of the gene Prp4k, whose product is annotated as Pre-mRNA processing factor 4 kinase. The transcript has 11 exons. Bases 225 to 2894 code for a protein of 889 amino acids. Gene Ontology annotation, biological process: mRNA cis splicing, via spliceosome; peptidyl-serine phosphorylation; peptidyl-threonine phosphorylation. Gene Ontology annotation, molecular function: ATP binding; protein serine/threonine kinase activity. The record is from RefSeq and is a predicted model, not a curated record. NCBI's taxonomy places the organism in Eukaryota, Metazoa, Arthropoda, Insecta, Lepidoptera, Crambidae.